Messenger RNA from Fragaria vesca subsp. vesca, 2918 nucleotides. RefSeq names its product DNA (cytosine-5)-methyltransferase CMT3-like. Lineage: Eukaryota; Viridiplantae; Streptophyta; Magnoliopsida; Rosales; Rosaceae. The record is from RefSeq and is a predicted model, not a curated record. Gene Ontology annotation, cellular component: nucleus. Gene Ontology annotation, molecular function: methyltransferase activity; chromatin binding. The transcript has 21 exons. Bases 1 to 2898 code for a protein of 965 amino acids.
AUGCCGAAAAAGCGGAAGUCGAUUCGCUGUCCGCCUCCGGCUUCCUCUUCCGCCGCGAAGAAGCGGAAGCCGCCGCCAAAACCGGAAGACGCCGGUUUGCAGCCGUGCACUGAAAUCGAGACGGCAACGAAGCCGAAGCCGAAGCCGAAGCAAUCUAAGGCGGCUGCUUCUUCUUCCUCCGCAAAGAUGAAGCAGCCGGUGGUGGAGCCGAAGCAAUCUAAAGCGGCGGCUUCUUCUUCCUCCGCAAAGCAGAAGCAGCCGGUGGUGAAGCCGAAGCAAUCUAAGGCGGCUGCUUCUUCUUCCUCCGCAAAGAUGAAGCAGCCGGUGGUGGUGGUGGAGGUGGAGGACGAAGAGUCGGCGAUGGAGAGUACCGAGACGGCCGAGAAGGUCUCGGAGUGUAGUGAGAUUGCUUCAAUGGCGGUGGAGAUUAAGCCGAAGUCGAGGAAGUACGUGAAAGAGAGCAAGGAAAACUGUGCGGCGUCAUCGGAGGAGGAAGAGACGAUGUCGGAGGCUAAGUUUCUGGGGGAGCCGGUGGACCCGGAGGAGGCUCGCCGGAGAUGGCCUCAUCGAUAUACUAAGCCGCCGAUUCCGAAGAAGCUACCAUAUGGGGCAAGCAACAACGCAGAUGAUGAUGAGGAGUUUAUUGAGGCUUGUCGACAUUUCUCAAAGGCAGAGGUUGAUGGAUGUGUUUAUGAUCUAUAUGAUGAUGCUCAUGUAAAAGCUGGGAAAAACGAACUGCCAUAUAUUUGCAAAAUUACAGAGAUGUUUGAGGCCGUUGAUGGACUACUUUAUUUUAAUGCUCAAUGGUUCUAUAGAUCGAAAGAUACGGCCAUAGAAGACAGCUACCAUAUUGAUUCAAAGCGUGUCUUCUAUUCAGAAGUUACAAACUACAAUGAGCUCGAAUGUCUUCUUGGAAAAGUCAAUAUUGUUAGAUGCAGUUUAGAUAUUGACCCCGAUGAAAAGUGCAAACUGAUUGAGAGUUGCACUUACUAUUGUGACACAAAAUAUCUGUUGCCUUAUACUACCUUUGUCAAUUUCCCACCUGAAAAUACUCAAGCUGGAAGUGAUAACUCAUCUACAAUUUCCAGUGAGAUUGACAUUAGUAGUUCUCAUGUCGUUAACUCGGAACUUGCACGAACUUCCACUACUAAUGUCAAACCAGAAGCAACCGUACUUGACUUGUAUUCUGGUUGUGGAGGGAUGUCCACUGGCCUAUGCCUUGGGGCAAACCUGGCAGACUUAAAUCUUGUUACGAGAUGGGCAGUGGAUUUGAAUGAACAUGCUUUGAAAAGUCUGAAGAUAAACCAUGAAGAAACUGAGGUCCGGGUAGAAUCUGCUGAUGAGUUUCUCUCGUUACUGAAAAAGUGGAAGGGAAUAUGUGUUCAUUUUAAAGUAGUUGAACCUGAUGGGUCAGAAACACCUUUCAGUGCAUUUACAUCAAAAGAUGCCAAGGAUGAAGAGGAGGAGGAGGAAGAUGCAGAGGCGGAGGAGGAGGAUGAUGCUGAUGGAGAAGUUUAUGAAGUUGAAAAAAUUAUUGGCAUACGUUAUGGAAAAGCCAAAAAUGGAGAAGAGAAUGAAUUGUUGUUUAAGGUUCAAUGGAAAGGAUAUGAAGCUAAGUAUGACACCUGGGAGCCCCUAGAGCUACUAACGGGUUGUGAGGAAAGUAUACGGGAAUUUGUUUCUCAUGUGUACCACUCCAAACUGUUGCCACUGCCUGGUGAUGUGGAUGUUGUGUGUGGUGGUCCUCCAUGUCAAGGAAUUAGCGGUUUCAAUAGGUUUAGAAACUACGAUAAUCCUCUAGAGGAUGAUAAAAACAUGCAGUUAACUGUUUUCAUGGAUAUUGUAGAUUAUCUUAAGCCUAAGUAUGUAUUAAUGGAAAAUGUAGUGGACCUUUUGAAAUUUGCUAAUGGGUUCUUGGGCCGUUAUGCCUUGGGGAGACUUGUUAAAAUGAACUAUCAAGCAAGGAUGGGCAUGAUGUGUGCUGGUGCAUACGGUUUACCUCAAUUCCGUAUGAGAGUAUUCUUAUGGGGGGCCCUUCCCACUGAGAGCUUGCCUCAAUUCCCACUGCCAACUCAUGAUGUGGUGUUUAAGGGUCAGAUCCCUAUUAAAUGGGAGCAAAGCUGUGUUGCUUAUAAUGAAGGCCACAAUCAUCCAUUGGGAAGAAAGCUUUUGUUGGAGGAUGCACUCUCUGAUCUUCCAGAGGUUGAAAAUGGUGAAAUCCGUGAUGAAAUGCCUUAUGGAAAGCUGCCCCAAACAGAGUUCCAAAAAUUUAUUAGACUUAGCAAAGAUGGUUUACUGGAGAAUUCUAAGAAGAAUUUGUCUUUGAAUGAGAUUCUUUACGAUCAUCGUCCUCUUAAAUUGAAUGUUGAUGAUCAUGAACGUGUUUGCCAUGUCCCUAAGGAAAAGGGUGCAAAUUUUAGGAAUCUUCCUGGAGUUCUUGUUGGUGAUUAUAAUAUAGUAUAUUGGGAUCCAACAAUAGAGAGGGUUUAUCUAGAAUCUGGGAAACCUUUGGUCCCUGAUUAUGCAAUGACAUUUGUAAGGGGUACUUCAUCAAAACCCUUUCGUCGUUUAUGGUGGGAUGAGAUUGUAUCCACAGUUGUUACCCGAGCAGAGCCACAUAAUCAGGCGGUUUUGCAUCCUGUACAAGAUCGGGUUUUGAGUGUUCGGGAGAAUGCAAGACUUCAGGGAUUUCCUGACUAUUACAAGCUUUUUGGUCCAAUAAAAGAGAGAUAUAUGCAAGUAGGAAAUGCUGUUGCUGUUCCUGUUUCUCGUGCGUUAGGAUACACAUUGGGUUUGGCUUACAAGGGCCUAGCCGGUGAUGAUCCCCUGACUGAGCUGCCCAAACAUAUUCAUUUACCAGAAGGUUGCCUUGAGGAUGGAGAAUAUGUCCAGAACUGAACUUUUCAGAAACUAAAAAG